GUAAACUUCAACGAGCCGCUCUCCAUGCUGCAGAGGCUGACGGAGGACCUGGAGUACCACGAGCUGCUGGACAAAGCAGUCAAGUGUGAGAGUUCCACAGAGCAGAUGUGCUUCGUGGCUGCGUUUUCGGUGUCUUCCUACUCGACGACUGUCCACCGCACUGCAAAGCCAUUCAACCCACUGCUGGGGGAAACCUAUGAGCUCGACCGGCUGGAGGAGUUUGGUUUCCGUUCCCUAUGCGAGCAGGUGAGCCACCACCCGCCGGCAGCUGCCCAUCAUGUCUACUCGAAGCGAGGGUGGACGUUGUGGCAGGAAAUCACUAUCGCCAGCAAGUUCAGGGGCAAAUACCUCUCCAUCAUGCCACUGGGCACCAUCCACCUCGAGUUUCACUCCAGUGGGAAUCACUAUGUCUGGAGGAAAGUCACCUCCACUGUUCACAAUAUCAUCGUUGGCAAGCUCUGGAUCGACCAGUCUGGUGAAAUAGAGAUUGUUAACCAUAAGUCAAAAGAUAAAUGCCAGCUGAAAUUUACCCCCUACAGCUACUUCUCCAGAGAUGUCCCCCGAAAGGUGACGGGGGUGGUGAGUGACGCCGAUGGUAAAGCCCACUACGUCAUGUCCGGCACAUGGGACGAGAAGAUGGAGUGCUCCAAGAUAGUGCAGAGCAGCCACGGCAGCACCAGCACAGAGGGCAAACAGAAAACUGUCUACCAGACGCUGUCUCCAAAGGUCCUGUGGAAGAAGUACCCCCUCCCGGAGAAUGCUGAGAACAUGUAUUUCUUCUCUGACCUGGCCCUCACCCUGAAUGAGCCUGAGGAGCGAGUGGCCCCCACAGACAGCCGGCUGAGACCUGACCAGCGGCUGAUGGAGAGUGGCCGCUGGGAUGAGGCCAACGUGGAGAAGCAGCGGUUGGAGGAGAAGCAGCGAGCCGUGCGCCGGAGGCGAGAGGCUGAGGCCGUGGAAGCCCUGGAGGAAGGCAAGGACUACGAAGGCUAUAUCCCACUGUGGUUUGAGCGCAAGGUGGAUGCUGUGACAGGGGAACUGAUCUGUGUCUAUAAGGGCGGCUACUGGGAGGCCAAGGACAAGCAGGACUGGAGUACGUGCCCCGACAUCUUCUGA
Molecule: messenger RNA, 1116 nt
Organism: Pelecanus crispus (Dalmatian pelican)
Lineage: Eukaryota; Metazoa; Chordata; Aves; Pelecaniformes; Pelecanidae
Source: RefSeq, a predicted model, not a curated record